Neoarthrinium moseri is the source of this 1164-nucleotide messenger RNA. RefSeq lists its product as uncharacterized. Gene Ontology annotation, cellular component: nucleus. Bases 1 to 1164 code for a protein of 387 amino acids. The record is from RefSeq and is a predicted model, not a curated record. NCBI's taxonomy places the organism in Eukaryota, Fungi, Ascomycota, Sordariomycetes, Amphisphaeriales, Apiosporaceae. The transcript has a single exon.
AUGCCGCAAGACCCGAAUCUCUACGGGCAGCGGCCGGCAAAGAAGCAGCGGAAGGAGAUCCCGCUGUCCAGCUCCCUCGCCUUCACCUCACAGCUGACCUCGCUGCUCGCCGCGCCCUCCUCGUCCGCCUCUGCCUCCACCGCCACCGCGUCCAGCGGCCGCGCCCGCCCCUCCAAGAACAAAGAUGACAUCUUCUCCGUCAAGGCCAAGCGGAAACCUGGCGCCCCGCAGGCCAAAGCCGACGAUGGCUCCAGGCUGUUUGUCAGGGAUGUCCGCGGCACCGACGAGGACAAGAAGGACUUUGAGCGCGCGAAGCGCCGCAUGGAGGAGAAGGCCCGCCUGUACGCCGCCAUGAAGCGCGGCGACUACGUCCCCAAGGACGGCGAGGCCGGCCCGCUGGUCGACUUCGAUGCCAAGUGGGCGGCCGCGCACCCGGAGGCAGACGGCGGCCCCGGUGGCGACUCCAGCUCCGGCGCCGACAACGACUCGGACGACGAUGACGAAGGCGGCAACGAGAUCAUCGAGUACAAGGACGAGUUCGGCCGCACGCGCCGGGGCACGCGGGCCGACGUGGCACGGCUGCACCGCCGGCAGCAGCGGCGCGAGCUCGGGGCCGAGGAGCUGGACGCCAUGAGCGCGCGGCCGCGGGCGCCCGAGAAGCUGAUCUACGGCGACGCGAUCCAGAGCCACGCCUUCAACCCGGAGGACGCGACCUGGGACAAGAUGCAGGCGCUGGCCGCCAAGCGCGACCGCAGCCCCACGCCGCCCGAGGCCACGCACUACGACGGCCACCACGAGAUCCGCACCAAGGGCGUCGGCUUCUACCACUUCAGCCGCGACCACGCCGAGCGCGACGCCGCCAUGCGCGGCCUCGAGGCCGAGCGCCAGAACACGGAGCAGGUCCGCCGCCGGCGCGAGCACGACCGCGACGCCCGCCGCCGCGAGAUCGAGGACCGCCGCCGCGCCAUCGCCGAGAAGCGCAGCAAGCGCAUGGCUGACGACUUUCUGGAGGACCUGGGCUUGGAGCUCGCUGCUGGGGCUGCUGGGGGUAAACCCGAGGAGCAGGCGGCGAAAGAGGCUCAGGAUGGCGACCUCGCUGGUGAACCUAAGGAUCAGACAACGAAAGCCGCCCAAGAUGAAGACCGGAAAACGGGUAGCUCAUGA